Messenger RNA from Dunckerocampus dactyliophorus (ringed pipefish), 2480 nucleotides. Its product is annotated as transcription factor COE3-like. The transcript has 16 exons. Gene Ontology annotation, molecular function: DNA-binding transcription factor activity, RNA polymerase II-specific; RNA polymerase II cis-regulatory region sequence-specific DNA binding. The record is from RefSeq and is a predicted model, not a curated record. The coding region runs from base 456 to 2159 and encodes 567 amino acids. NCBI's taxonomy places the organism in Eukaryota, Metazoa, Chordata, Actinopteri, Syngnathiformes, Syngnathidae. Gene Ontology annotation, biological process: regulation of transcription by RNA polymerase II.
AGACUCGUGGGGUUUUGGGGUUUUGGCGUCCAGUCCUGGGGGGCCGCAGGGCUGAGAGUUCUUUCCCUUCUCGUCAUCGCUCCAUCCUCUUCCUCGCCUUCCUCGCGUUGUCUUCAGGGAAAAAAAAAAAAAAAGAUCCUUUGCUUUCGCCUAAUUUGUCGACUUGCUUUUCCUUUUUUGCUAAAUUUCGCAAUCAAACUUGAGAAAUAUUUCCCCUCCCCGAUGGUCAUUUAAACGUGAAAAUAAAACAGCAAUAAAAGUCUCCUGAUCUCCUGGCAAGUGUUUUUUUUUUCUGCGUAUUUGCUCCGUCUGUCUACCACUUUUUCAAACUCGCAGAAGAGAAGAAGUCGAAAAACCGCAGCGGCUUUUCUUUUCCCGACGGACAUUCUUCUUCUCCUUCUUUGUUUUUGUUUUUUUUGUCUGGCGGCGGCGCGGACGAGCUCGGGUCUUCUGGGAUGUUCGGGAUUCAAGACGGCCUCCCACGGGGGUCCACGGCGAGCCUGAAGGAGGAGCCGCUGGCGGUUCGCUCCUGGAUGCACUCGAGCGGCGUGCUGGACGCCAACACGGCGGCUCAGAGCGGGGUGGGGUUAGCGCGAGCCCACUUCGAGAAGCAGCCUCCGUCCAAUCUGAGAAAGUCCAACUUCUUCCACUUUGUGCUGGCGCUGUACGACCGCCAGGGUCAGCCUGUGGAAAUCGAACGCACAGCUUACGUGGACUUUGUGGAGAAGGAGAAGGAGCCCACGGCAGAAAAAAGCAACAACGGAAUUCAUUACAAACUGCAGCUUCUCUACAGCAACGGUGUCAGAACAGAACAGGACCUCUACAUCCGACUCAUUGAUUCUAUGACCAAACAGGCAAUCCUCUACGAAGGCCAAGAUAAGAAUCCGGAGAUGUGCCGAGUUCUGCUGACCCAUGAGAUCAUGUGCAGUCGCUGCUGUGAUAAGAAAAGCUGCGGGAACAGAAACGAGACGCCGUCAGACCCCGUCAUCAUAGACAGGUUCUUCCUCAAGUUCUUCCUCAAAUGUAACCAGAACUGUCUGAAAAAUGCUGGAAACCCACGAGACAUGAGGAGGUUCCAGGUGGUCGUGUCCACCACUGUCAACGUAGACGGCCAUGUCCUCGCCGUCUCAGACAACAUGUUUGUACACAACAACUCCAAACAUGGCCGCCGAGCUCGGCGAUUGGACCCGUCUGAAGCAGCCACUCCUUGCAUCAAAGCCAUCAGUCCCAGCGAGGGAUGGACGACGGGCGGGGCCACAGUCAUCCUGAUUGGGGAUAACUUCUUUGACGGCCUUCAGGUGGUUUUUGGGAGCAUGCUGGUGUGGAGCGAGCUCAUCACCCCCCACGCCAUCCGCGUGCAAACUCCUCCCCGCCACAUCCCCGGAGUGGUGGAGGUCACGCUGUCCUACAAGUCCAAACACUUCUGCAAGGGGGCGCCCGGACGCUUCAUCUACACAGCAUUAAAUGAGCCCACCAUUGAUUAUGGCUUCCAGAGGUUACAGAAGGUCAUUCCUCGUCACCCUGGAGACCCAGAGAGGCUGCCUAAGGAAGUGCUCCUGAAGCGAGCUGCCGACAUGGUGGAGGCGCUGUACGGGAUGCCUCACAGCAACCAGGAGAUCAUCCUGAAGCGAGCGACAGACAUCGCCGAGGCGCUCUACAACGUUCCCCGGAACCACAGCCAGAUCCCGCCGCUUGGCAACGCGGGUUCCCACGGCAUGAUGGGCGUGAACUCCUUCAGUGGCCAGCUGGCGGUCAACGUCUCCGACACGGCUCAAGUCGGUUACAGCCGCAACACCAGCAGCGCGUCACCCAGGGGAUAUGCCCCCAGCUCCACCCCCCAGCAGAGUAACUAUGGCAACACCAUCAGUAGCAACAGUUACGGCAACGCUACCAUGCCAAACCUCGGCGUGACGUCUUCGCCGAACUUCCUCAAUGGAUCGUCUGCCAACUCGCCCUACGGCAUUGUUGCGUCCAGUCCCACAAUGGCGGCCUCCAACUGUAGCUCCGCCCACAGCGUCUUUUCCUUCUCUGCCAGCGUGAAACAGAAGAGCGCCUUCGCCCCUGUGGUCCGACCCGCCUCACCCCCUCCCCCGCCCCCAAACUGCUCGGCCAACGGUGGUUUACAAGCCAUGUCGGGCCUCGUCGUACCGCCAAUGUAGAAAAUGUCCCCAUGGAAGAAGAGGACGGGAAUGAAGGAGGCGUGUCUCCAAAUGUCUGCGGGGGCGUGACCCCACGCUGCAGCUGACCUAUCCGAGCAGUCUAAACAGUAUAAAAGCGUUUCAUCUGAAUCGGGCUGACUCCGCCCAUGCAUUUUUAGCCGUGUCUGUUAUGACCGUGUCUCCUGUAAGUCCCGCCUCUCCCAAUAAAGCACCGCCUCUUGCACAUGAUCCCCGCUUGUGAAUUCUCGCUGUGAUUUUUGAUUUUUUACCAAAGUUGUUGUCAAAGUGCUUCAUUCAGAUGCUGCGCCCUGUGAAAUCAUG